This is a messenger RNA of Metarhizium album ARSEF 1941, 5085 nucleotides long. Its product is annotated as ATP-dependent bile acid permease. Gene Ontology annotation, biological process: transmembrane transport. The coding region runs from base 1 to 5085 and encodes 1694 amino acids. The transcript is spliced from 2 exons. Gene Ontology annotation, molecular function: ATP hydrolysis activity; ABC-type peptide transporter activity; ATP binding. The record is from RefSeq and is a predicted model, not a curated record. Gene Ontology annotation, cellular component: fungal-type vacuole membrane; fungal-type vacuole. Lineage: Eukaryota; Fungi; Ascomycota; Sordariomycetes; Hypocreales; Clavicipitaceae.
AUGGGCUUCGCUCAGUGUUCUUGGCCGAUAUGGCGGGUCGAUGACCUCACCUUGUGUUUCCAACAAGACUAUCUCAAAGUUCUUUUCCCAUUAGCGGUUAUUGUUGUUUCGUUUUUACGCCUUGCCUGGUCAAACGUCAGGCGGCUGCUUUCGUCGGGCAAGGCCAAGGGCUACAAACCCAUUACGAACGACCACACAGCUCUUCCACCCGAUGUCGAUGACGAGGAUGACGAUGACGAUACCGAGGAUGACUCCUAUCUGGAAAUCAACGGCAAUCGACUCGCACUCGCCAAAACCAUCAGUAGAGGUUCCGUUGUCGAGGCUGACGCGCCGCAUGGCAAACGGUUGUCACAAGCCGUUGAAGAACUUGCCAUCAUCGGAUUGAUUGUCAUCAAUGCAAUCGCUCUGAUCAAGGGGGCCUAUGGACCUGCUGGGCGUUUUGCAGCCAUUGCCGGACUACUCACUUGGAUCUAUGCUCUGGUGCUGACCUCUCUGCGACUACUCGUCGGUGGCACCAAAUGGAGGAUUCCCCAUCUCUGGAAUCACACAGCCAGCAUUUAUGCCGUGAACUGGGUGUUGACCAUUUUCAUCUUCCGCUCCGCAAUCAUUCACCCUACUUCUCACCUAGUACAAAUUCUUGCCUGCCUCGAGUUUGGGCUUAUCACGCUACUAUUCCUGCUAGCAGCGACCACCAGAAAAGGGAACAAGACGGUACUUAUGGAAUGGGAGGACGGGAUCGAGCCAUCUCGCGAACCGCUUGCAAGUCUGUUCUCUCUGGCUACUUUUGCAUGGGUAGAUGCUAUCGUGUAUAAAGGCUGGAGGAAGACUCUAGAGCUUGAUGACGUGUGGAACUUGCUACCCAAGGACAAGGCUGCGGCUGUGAUUGCCGACUAUCGCCAGAUGAAGAAGACCGGUGCUCUGGCAUGGCAUAUGCUGAGAUAUUUCAAAGGCAUGCUAUUCUUUCAGUGCUUCCUGGCCUUUGUCUCCGGUUUCUUCACCUUUGCGCCAACGCUCCUCUUGAGAGCCAUUCUCGAGUACGUUGAGGAACCCGAACGUGCUCCUAUAAAUGUCUUGUGGCUUUAUGUCAUAGGCCUUCCUGUUCUUGACACCAUCCGAUCAUAUGCUGACGGUAUGGCGCUCUGGACCGGCCGAAAGAUUUGCAUACGCGUUCGUGCUAUUAUUAUCGGCGACAUUUACGCCAAAGCCCUUCGUCGAAAAGCUGCAGCAGGCAAAGACAAGGUCCUCGGAGAAAGCUCAAAGAAGGCCAACAAGGACGCUGACCCUGACAAAGAAGGUACGAUCGCCAAGAUCAAGGGCGCCCUUGGUCUACGGAAGCGUAACAAGAAUAAGAAUGCCUCGGCGAGCGAUGCAGAGUCUUCUGGCAGUAUCAAUGGCGAUGACAACAAAUCUGCCGGUGACGAUGACCAGGCUAACUUGGGAACCAUUAUCAACCUCAUGUCAGUGGAUAGCUUCAAGAUUGCUGAAAUUACGGCUUACCUCCACUUCCUAUGCGCAGCGGCUCCGACACAGCUCCUCGUCUCCGUCGUCUUACUCUGGCAGGUCAUGGGACUCAGCGCUAUUCCUGGUCUGAUCGUUAUGGUUUUUCUCUUGCCCGUCAACUACUUCCUGGCAAAGGGCUUCAAUAUUACAUCCAAGAAUAUCAUGAAAGCCACUGAUAAGCGAAUCAAUGUGACAAACGAAGUCCUCCAAAAUAUUCGCAUCAUCAAAUACUUUGCUUGGGAAGAGAGAUUCGGGCGCUCCAUCGACGAAAAGCGAGAGGCUGAGCUCAAUGCUCUACGAUCACGAUUCACCCUCUGGGCAUGCGCGGUGGCCAUCUGGAAUUCUGUCCCAGUCCUCAUCACCUUCUUCUCCUUCCUUGUUUACACUCUUAUCGAAAAGAAGCCUCUGUAUCCUUCCAUCGCCUUCACUGCCAUCUCUCUCUUCAUGCUGCUGAGAGUGCCCCUAGAUCAACUGGGCGAUAUGUUUGCCCAUGUGCAGGAAGCAAAGGUUUCCAUUGAUCGUGUUGAAGAGUUUUUGAGUGAAGAAGAGACUGAAAAGUAUGAGCAGCUCGGUCGAGACAAUGUGGACGAACAAGGCGUGAAACGCAUUGGAUUCAAGGAUGCAACCAUGAUCUGGGGAAGCAAGGACACAGUUGCUGAGGACGGUUCGCGAGCCUUUCGACUGAUGGAUCUGAAUGUGGACUUCCAAAUUGGCAAGCUUAAUAUCAUUGCAGGCUCUACGGGGAGCGGAAAAUCAUCAAUGUUAAUGGGGCUUCUCGGUGAGAUGACACUGAUGGAGGGCAAAGUUUUCUGUCCCGGCGGUCGAAGUAGAGAAGAAGUCAAGCCUGACCCCGACACCCGGCUUGCCGAUACUAUCGCUUACGUUGCCCAGUCUGCAUGGCUCGUCAAUGCAAAUAUCAGGGACAACAUUCUCUUUUCAGCGCCAUACGACCCGCAACGAUACAGGGACGUUAUUGUCGCUUGUGCUCUGGAGCGCGACCUUGAGAUUCUCGACCACGGUGACGAAACGCUUGUUGGAGAGAAGGGCAUCACGCUUUCGGGUGGACAGAAACAGCGAAUUUCUCUCGCUCGGGCUCUGUAUUCCAACUCGGCUCAUGUUCUCAUGGAUGACUGCCUAAGCGCUGUUGACUCUCACACCGCCCAAUGGAUCUUCACCAACUGCAUACGCGGCCCCCUGAUGGCGAAUCGAACUUGCAUUCUAGUUACUCACAACGUGGCACUCUGCGUGCCCUCAGCCGACUACGUAGUGUACCUUGACAACGGUCGUGUUGCUUCCCAGGGUUCCUCGCAAAAGGUGAUUGCUUCUGGCGUCUUGGGCGAAGAGAUACAGAAAUCUCGCCCUGCAUCCUCGGCUGGUUCUCAAGGUCCGUCACGAGUACCCUCUAGAGUUCCAUCCAGUGUUGGCGACGGGGAGACAAUGGUCAACAGCAACGGCGAAUCUCAAGACGGCAGCGCCGCCCCAAAGAAGGCCAAAAUCAAGAAGCCACAGACCGAUGCGAUGGACGAGGGCAAGGCCUCCGGCGCUGUCAAAUGGCCCGUCAUGAAGGUUUAUGUUCGAGCUAUGGGUCCCUGGUGGUUCUGGGUUUUGGCUGUGAUCGUUUUCAACCUGCAGCAAUUGGCCACAGUCGCAACCAAUGUUUGGGUAAGGCAAUGGGCGAACCAGUACGUUGAAGAAGAGUCAGUGGUUGCAGUCGGCACGCUUUCCCAGUCCUACGGCUCCGGGGCGUUUUCCAAAGGAUCUUGGGCAUCCAUCUCCCGUCUUGGCGGCAGCGCUACUGCUUCAGAAUCUAGCUCCGGCAAGGUCUAUGGUCAGGUGUCAUUCUCCGCGCUGGUCACUCCUCAGGUCAACGUGGCCUACUAUCUGUCGGGACUCGCCAUUAUCGGCAUACUCGGUUCCUUCGCAGCUUUUGUGCGGGAUGUCUGGAUCUUCUACGGGUCUCUGACCGCAUCGAGAAAGCUUCACGAUCGCCUCAUGAGUGCAGUCACUCAUGCCAAGUUUAAGUUUUUUGAUGUUACACCGCUGGGUCAACUGAUGAACCGCUUCAGCAAGGAUCUCGAGGCCGUCGACCAGGAAAUUGCGGCCACCGCCAUUGGUGUCAUGUCAUGCGCCCUCUCUCUGAUAGUUACGGUUGUCCUGAUCGCUGUCAUCACUCCCGGAUUCUUGAUUGCUGCCGUCUUUAUUGCUGCCCUCUUCUACUUUGUUGCCACUCUCUACCUACGUGCCUCUCGUGACCUUAAGCGCCUCGAGUCCGUGCAGCGAAGCCCGCUGUUUCAGCAGUUUGGCGAGACGCUCACUGGCAUGACAACCAUUCGAGCCUACGGUGACGAAAGACGUUUCAUUCGUGACAACUUGACCAAGGUGAACACGCAGAGCAGGCCAUUCAUCUACCUCUGGGCCUGUAACAGAUGGCUCUCAUUCCGUGCUGACCUGCUGGGUAACCUGGUGUCGUUCUCUGCCGGAGUCUUCAUCAUUCUGAGCCUGGGCAAGAUCGAUGCCGGUGCGGCGGGUAUCUCGCUGAGCUAUGCCAUGAACUUUACGGAGAAUGUUCUUUGGUUAGUGCGUCUGUAUGGCAUGAAUGAGCAGAACAUGAAUUCCAUGGAGAGAGUCAAGGAGUACCUUGACCUUGAUCAGGAGGCAGCGGCUGUGGUGGCAGAAAACCGGCCGCCCGAGUCUUGGCCGGACAAGGGCAACGUCGAGUUCGUUGGUUACACGACGCGUUACCGAGAGGAUCUGGACCCAGUCCUCAAGGGCAUCACUCUCAAGAUCAACGCCAGGGAGAAGGUUGGCAUUGUUGGACGAACAGGAGCCGGCAAGAGUUCCUUGGCACUGGCUAUAUUCCGUGCGCUGGAGGCAGAGAAGGGUCGCAUCGUCAUUGACGGCGUUGAUAUCGGCAAGAUUGGCCUGCGCGACUUGCGAGAGAACAUUACCAUUGUGCCGCAGGACCCGACCUUGUUCACGGGAACAAUCCGGACCAACUUGGACCCCUUGGAUCAGUACACGGAUGAGCAAGUGUUUGAAGCGCUUCGCCGCGUCCAACUGAUCGGAGCAGACGAGUCGGCCAUUAACCCGACGAGGCCAACCAUCCAAGUGACGAGCGAUUCUCAAGUGGUUCGAUCACCGGCACCUUCAAUGAUGACAAACAAGAAUGUCUUCUUGGACCUCUCAUCGCCAGUCACGGAAUCUGGAUCAAACCUAUCACAAGGGCAGCGCCAGCUGCUGUGCUUGGCCAGGGCUAUGCUCAAGAAACCCACGGUGCUGGUCAUGGAUGAAGCCACAGCCUCGAUCGACUACAACACCGACUCCAAGAUUCAAGAAACUAUUCGAGAGCUUACGGGCACUGUCAUCACGAUUGCGCACCGUCUACAGACGAUUGUGGACUAUGACAAGGUGCUCGUCUUGGAUCACGGCGAGGUGAAGCAGUUUGGGCAUCCUUGGGAGCUAAUCAGCGACGAAGAAGGACAAUUCCGCAGCAUGUGCGAGAUGAGCGGCGAGCUUGAAGUCUUGGUCAAGGCGGCCAAGAGAAAGUGGGACGAAGAUAGGCUGGUGGACGUUGACGAUGCCUAA